AUGGCAGAGACGCUACAUCAUUUCAGACCCAGGAAACUCAUUUCGUUCAUAAAAAUCGAAGAAAGCUUUCUGCCGAUAUUGAUGGUACGGGUGAACGUUGAUAUAGCCUUGUGGGGUCCUGGAAGGAGGAAUCGAGACACCGAGCAUCUGGUGGUUCUCGGUGUUUGCAAGCACCGAAAUGUGAGGCAGAGAGAAGUUCGUAUGCAUGAAGGCCUCGAAAAAGACACGGAGCCUCAGGUCACAACUGAGAGGGCAGCUGCCCCAGCGAGCCAAAAAUUAAAGGGGACGCCCAGUCACCUAAAAGUACUCGCUGUGGGUGCAAGUCAGGAGGUGUCAUACGAACCAUUCGCAUUGACAAAAAGGGCUACCGUCGCAACUGAAAAGGAGGAAGAACAUGCUAUUAGUGCUUCCUUUCGGGGCAUGCUGCGGAUACCCACAGAGGAUAAUCAUAACCCAGCAACAUCUAGUGAGCCAAGGCCGUGGAAAACCUUUACUCGCACACCGAGCUCACGACUAUCUUCCUGCUGGUAUCACAGAGAGAAGCAGGAUGUUAACAUGUCCCAGAUGAUAAGGAUAAAAGUUGCAACAUCCCUCUGCUGA
Molecule: messenger RNA, 600 nt
Organism: Histoplasma capsulatum G186AR
Lineage: Eukaryota; Fungi; Ascomycota; Eurotiomycetes; Onygenales; Ajellomycetaceae
Exons: 6
Coding region: 1-600 (199 amino acids)
Source: RefSeq, a predicted model, not a curated record